Messenger RNA from Coregonus clupeaformis (lake whitefish), 4384 nucleotides. RefSeq names its product deltex 2, E3 ubiquitin ligase (gene dtx2). The transcript has 9 exons. Gene Ontology annotation, biological process: protein ubiquitination; Notch signaling pathway. The record is from RefSeq and is a predicted model, not a curated record. The coding region runs from base 623 to 2500 and encodes 625 amino acids. NCBI's taxonomy places the organism in Eukaryota, Metazoa, Chordata, Actinopteri, Salmoniformes, Salmonidae. Gene Ontology annotation, molecular function: zinc ion binding; ubiquitin protein ligase activity. Gene Ontology annotation, cellular component: nucleoplasm.
AUCACAGUAAGUUACUUAAUUGUUACCCAGAAAUGAAUUGAUAUUGAGAUAAAAACGGCUGCAUUGGACCUUUAAAAAUACGAUGAUGUUCACAUGUCGUCAUUUGCCAAGCAACGAUUGUUCAGACAGCUUGGUGUAUCGCUGGUUUAGUAGCUAGCCAGUUUGAGUUGGUUGGAAUGCAAUGCAUGAUUAGCAAACUAGCAUAGCUCAAUAUAUUUCCUCAUCUAAUGAUUAAUUGCUUCGCAAGGUUUGCCAAAAUGCUUUUAAACAGUUUGCUUGAAUGUUUGCAGCCUGAUCUCGAAUCAGUCGUCUUGUAAAAAUGGGGCAUUUUAAUAAUCCAAGCUAGCCGUGCUGGCUAGUUUAGCUAACUUUAGCUACAGCUUGUAAACGGAAGAUGUUUUGAUAGCGUAACGUUAGCUACUUAACUAGGGUUGAUAGCUACAAUUUAUUGAUAGGGUAGCUGGCAAGGUGUCCUGUAGUUUGGCGAAGUGUUAACGUGUUUUGUCCAUCUGACUUAACAUAGCUACUUAACCUAGCUUGCUACGUUAGCUGAAUUAGCUAGCAUCAGCUUUUGCUAUCGUUUCGUUUACUGAAUUUGACGUAUCGCUACUAGCUGGAAGAUAUGGCCACUGCCUCUAGCUCCUGUGUGGGGAUAAAUGGGUCUAGAAAUGGACCCUCUAUCUCUACACCGACCUUGGGAGCACCUGGACAAUCUCAGCCUAUGGUCGUUGUAUGGGAAUGGCAGGAUGAUCUUGGCUCCUGGCGACCAUACAGCGGCCAGGUGAGCGGCUACAUCGAACAAUACUUCUCCUCUCCGCGGGGACACAGAGGUGGGGGUCCUGGCACCACCAGCAUCAGCCUCGGACAAUCAGACCCCAGCUUGUCGCCUUAUCUCAUAGACAUACCAAGCUUGAACCAGUUCCGCCAAGAUACAGGGAAAACGCGGUCUGUACGCCGCCAAUUGUUUGCCCAGUCCUCAGGCUUGGGUAGCGGAGUAUAUUGGGAGUGGGCGAAUGACGAAGGAGGAUGGACUCCAUACGAGACUCGCACUUCUAUCCUACUAGAACACAGCUACCUGGCACGGCAGGCCACGGCGGACAUGGCCUCACAUGGCUAUAACUACAUAGUGGACCUCACAGCGCUGGCCCAGGUCAACAAGGCCACAGGCUUCAGGCGGCAGGUCCGACGGCAGGGUAACUUCCCCUACCCGCUGGCGUCUGGCGCCUCCGUCAUCCACUCGGGCCCGGCCUGCUCCUGCCACCAGUGUCUGAGCCACAGUUGCACUGGCCCCAUGCCCAGCCGCUCACGCCACUCCUUCUCCUCUGGCCAGCUGAGCCUGCCCAGCUUCCAGGGCCCCAGCAGGGCGGCUGGAGCUCACCCCACCUCGGUGUACUCGCCCUACCCCAGGAGGCCUCUUUCUGUGGGGGGCAUGGCGUGGGGUGGCCCUUGGCCCCCGUCAACCUCCGCUAGUCAGUUCCCUGGAACUCCACUGUCCUACCCCACCAGUGCCAAUGGCUUAAGUGUCCCCACCAUCCCUCUGCAACGGAAUGGAUCCACCAGUGUGAGCUCAGCCCUUGCAGGCAUGGCCUCCAUUUUGAUGUCAGCAGUGGGACUCGGCGUGCGCUUCACGAGUGCCCCCCUCCCACAUCCCUCUUCCGCUCCUCCUCCCCCCAGCAGCACCAGCAGGCCCGCAGGCUCCAAAACUCACAGCAGCAGCUCGGUUAGGAGGGCAAAGAGGCAGCACAGGACAGCCCCAGCCCAGAAACCAGAGGAUGUCAUUCACCGCUACAUGGAGGAAGUGGCCUCUGCUCAAGACGAGGACUGCAUCAUCUGUAUGGACCGGCUGUCGUGUCCGUCGGAUUAUGCUGUGGUGUCCGAGGGAGCCAAGUCCAUCCCGCCCGGCGCCGUGGGCAAGUUCACCAAGUGUGGACACACCUUGCACAUGCUCUGCAUGCUGGCCAUGUACAACAAUGGAACCAAGGAUGGCAGCCUCCAGUGCCCCUCAUGCAAGACGAUCUACGGCGAGAAGACUGGGACCCAGCCCAAGGGCAAGAUGGAGAUCUAUAGUAUUGCCCAGUCCCUCCCCGGCCACCCAGACUGUGGAACUAUCCAGAUAAUUUACAGCAUACCCCCUGGGAUACAGGGUCCAGAGCACCCUAACCCGGGGCAGCCAUACACCUGUAGAGGCUUCCCUCGCUUCUGCUUCCUCCCAGACAACGACAAGGGCAGAAAGGUACUUGAGCUGCUGAAGGUAGCGUGGACACGGCGCCUCAUCUUCACAGUGGGCACGUCUAGCACCACGGGCGAGCCUGACACAGUGGUGUGGAACGAGAUCCACCACAAGACGGAGAUGAUGUCCAACGUGUCAGGCCACGGCUACCCGGACCCCAACUAUCUGGACAAUGUGCUGUCCGAGCUGUCCUCUCAGGGGGUGACCGCCGACUGCCUGGUCAAACAGGAGGGCCCCAGCCAGGGAGGAGCGUCAAACUCUGGACUGUGAAACUGACCCUGAAUCAGUUUCCUCGUAAUGUCACUACUUCAACAUAGCAAACAUAUUCACAUUCCCACUUGGAUGUGGUAUUUUUUGUUGUUGGUCUUAUUAAGUACUCAAUGCGACGCAGAUAGUAUGUCAAAGUGCGGUGUGCAGAAUACUGCACAUACUGAUAAUGUGGGGUUUGUCGUGGACUUUUUUUUGCUGUAGUAGCGCUCCACCAGCUCUUGGUUUAGUCACCUGUUCCCUAUAUAGUUCACUGCUUUUGACCAGGGCCCAUAGGGUUCUGGUCAAAAGUACUGCACUAUGUAGGGAAUAGGGUGCCAUUUUAGACAGAACCCUUACCUUGAAAAAAGCAUUGUGCUUUUCUUUUGGAGCAGCCUGAUGUGUCCACACCUCUUUUGACAUGCUCCAUGAAAAGUGGCAGCUCUGGCGGGGAACAGAUGUCGGGAGCACUAGUUUUGACAGUGCAUUUAAUUAACACUUUUAGUAAUUACCAGGUUAAUGUCUGUGGUUGAUUUUUGUUUUUCAAAUUGGUAAAUUAUGCAAAUACUUUAGUGAUAUUUCUGUUGAAAAGCAAUGUAGGUCCUACUUAGGCAACUCACUGUAUACACAGACAUUAAAUACUAUACAAAAUGGUAGCAAAGUGAGUACCUGCUUAAUUGUGUUAUAAUGGGGGAGGGGGGGUCUGUUUAAUUGGUCAUUUUCAUAUUUGUCAGUAAUGAAAGCACUGUAAAGGAACGUAAAUAUGUCCGUAAAUGCCAGUUCAUUAAGAAGCAUAACCCGGAAGAGAAACUUCUGUUUGCCUUUGUUUCUGCAUUUAUAAUUUAACCAUUUGUAAUCAUAUUUUUUGUUUCACCUAAUUUGAUGGGAAACAAGUGGAGUUGUCACGCUUAAUGCAGACUAAGCUGGGCCUGUAUUCAAAGUAGCAGUGCUGAUAUAGAUCAGGUUCUCCCUGCCUAUAAUCUUAUUCAAUUUGUAAGUUGCUCUGGAUAAGAGCGUCUGCUAAAUGACUUAAAUGUAAUGAUCUAAGGCAAAACCUAUCUUGGAUCAGCCCUCCAACUCUGAGAUGCUUUAUGAAUACAUUUACAUCAUUUAGCAGACCCUGAUGCUUUGCUACACCCACUUAGAGGUAUGGAGAUAUCCUCAAACUUUGGAAGCAUUUGUGCAUUUUUUGGAAAGCUUACAUGGACUGUUGACCUGAGCCGAAUACUAAGUAUGUGGUUUGAGCAGUUAGCCAGUUAACAUUGGUCAACUCGGGAUAACCGGUACCACAAAAGUGGCUCAUCUUUGAGCCAGGUUAAUUUCUAUGGCAAUGAAUCCUUAAGAACUAACCAGCUCUGGGGCAGUCUAACUUGAGGCUAACUAUGUGUUCGCAUUGCCCUAAAAAAGGGAACCAGCCUGUGGAAUUCAAGCGAACCAAACUUUUACCACCUCUCGAUGGUGUUUGAUUCUCUUCGGGUGCUCUUUUGAGGGGUCUGAGAUCCUUUGAGUGUUCACACUGCACAAAUUAAGCGAACUGCACGAUUUCACAAAAAUUGGUUGAAAGGGGGAGACCAAGUGUGAAAAGACCCUUAUAAAACCUUGAGUAGAUCUAGCUUCAAUCGUAGUAUAGGCCUACCACUCAGCUUUGCCCUAGAAGUUUAAAAACAGAAGAAUAAAUUACAUUACCCCAGGUCAAUUCACUUUUACUCUGACAAUCAGGUCAAAAUAGCAUAGCCAUCAAGACCAGUCCUGAUUUUUCUUUUUUGGCAUGCUUAGGCUAUAUUAACCUAGAUCAUCCAAUUCCACUGCUCUUCUGUCCAACAUCCAGUUAGGUGACAUUUUACUCAGUAUUCAGGUGUAUGCAAGCAUAUUGAAAAUGUUCUCCGCAAUAAAGAACUGAUAAAUGAA